Messenger RNA from Pimephales promelas (fathead minnow), 2131 nucleotides. It is a transcript of the gene ftr85, whose product is annotated as finTRIM family, member 85. Lineage: Eukaryota; Metazoa; Chordata; Actinopteri; Cypriniformes; Leuciscidae. Gene Ontology annotation, molecular function: protein binding. The record is from RefSeq and is a predicted model, not a curated record.
CUAGUGGGAGGCACUUGAAGCAAACGCCAUACUCUCUCCACACACAAAGCUGCUGUGGCCAGUCUGUUUCUUUUACUUUAACUAUGGCAGAAGAAGAGGCUGGUAUUUUUGUCAACCAGGAGCAGUUCAGCUGUCCCAUCUGUAUGGAACUCCUGCGAGACCCCGUAACCAUUCCUUGUGGACACAACUACUGCAUGGAGUGCAUUAAGACCUUCUGGGAGCAGAAGAACCAGAGGAAGUUGUGCAGCUGUCCACAGUGCAGGCAAACUUUCUCCCCGAGACCUGCACUCAACAAAAACACUCUGUUUGCUGAAGUUGUUGAGAGACUGAGACAUACUGGAAUUCGUUCCCACACCCUACCUGGAGUUAAGAAUGAUGAAGACAUUGCAAAAGAAAAGCAUGAUCUCGUCAUCUUCUGUGAGCAAGAGCUUAAGCGGUCACAGAGGAGAUACCAGCAGGUCAUAAAGGAGCGCGAGACGGAGCUACAGGAUCUGAGUCAAGCCGUAGUGUCCCUCAGGAGCUCUGCCCAGGCAGCGGUGGAGGAUACGGAGAAGAUCUUCACUGAGCUGAUUCAGUCCAUUGAAGCUCUUUGUUUUGAGGCGACGGAGAUGAUCAAAGCAAAGGAGCAGAAGGAAUUAGACGAGGCCCAUGGAUUUAUGGAGAAACUGGAGCAGGAAAUCUCAGAGUUCAAGAGGAGAGAUGCUGAAUACGACACUAUUGCACGCCUUGAUGAUAAAACUCAGUUCCUCAAGAGUUAUGAAACACUGUGUAGUCUGCCAGAGUUGGUGACCUCUCCUGCAGUUCUAGCCAAUCCAGACUUCUGUUUCAAUAUGGUGUCAAGAAAACUCACAGUUCUGAGUGAGGACAUUAAAGAUCUAUGCCUAAAAAAAAUUGAGAAAUUAUCGAAAAAAGUGUCAAACCUCAAAUUUAUUCCUACCCCUGAACCCAAAGUCAGGGAGGAGUUCUUGGAAUAUUCGGGUUCCCUGACUCUAGACGUGAACACCGCCCACAGAAACCUCAGCGUUUGCUCAGAGAGUGGAGAGGUGACGUUCAUCAAAACAUCUCUGUCCGUUCCUGACCACCCAGAGAGGUUUGAUAACUAUAGCCAGGUUCUGUGCAGAGAGAGCGUGACCGGCCGUUGUUACUUCGAGGCCGAGUGGAGCGGUAAGGGUCCUGUGCACAUCGCAGUGUCCUAUGAGGACAUCAGCAGGAAAGGAAAGAAUACCCAGUGUGCAUUUGGACACAACACCCAGUCGUGGAGUCUGGUGUGCUCUGAGGAUACCUACACAUUCUGGCACUGUGGAAAGGAAACUAAGAUUCCCAAAAUGCAGUGGGCUCACAGGGUUGGCGUUUAUGUCGAUUUCUCGGCAGGGAUUUUGGAAUUUUACAGCAUCACAGACUCGAUGAAUCUUAUCCACAAAAUUCAGACUGCAUUUGCUCAACCGCUCUAUCCUGGCUUCAGGAUUAACACUGGAUCCAGUGUGAGACUUUGCUAUCCACUAUAGUGGCAUAUAUAUAUAUAUAUAUAUAUAUAUAUAUAUAUAUAUAUAUAUAUAUAUAUAUAUAUAACACUCCCAUGGCAUUUCAUAACUAUUUUACAUUUUAGCGAAUUAGUGGCUAAUUCGUACAGUUUUGUACACUACACAGUUAGGGUUGGACCUUCGUUAAGUUUUUAUUUUUGUUAAGUCACCAUGAAAUCAAAGUUAGCCAUUUUUAAUUUUUGAAUGUUGCAAAUGUAUUAUAAAUAAUGUAUCCGUGCACAUCAUAAUUUUUUAAUUUGUUCUCAUAAUCCUUAAUUAAAAUAAUUCACUCACAUGAAAUUGACCAAUAGCAAACCACAAUCAUCCAAUCAAUUCCCCAUGGACAAAAUUGAGUCCCACCCUACAUUUAUAUUUCUUGUUUGAAAUGUACAUCACAAUAGGGAACAAAAGAUUAUCGUACCUUCUGUUUCAUGCCGACUUUGAAUUAAUCACAUCAUACAAAUUCAUACAAAGUCGCCACCUCGUAAAAUUGUUCAAUUUUCUCAUGAGAUAAGCUUGUAAAUGUUAACGAAAGUUAGACUUGGUUGGGUGUGCUAUCUUGAAAUCUGUUUAAAAAAAAAAUAAAUAAAUAAAUUCUGGGACCUGUUGUA